This is a messenger RNA of Macrobrachium nipponense, 2033 nucleotides long. RefSeq names its product glycoprotein-N-acetylgalactosamine 3-beta-galactosyltransferase 1-like. Lineage: Eukaryota; Metazoa; Arthropoda; Malacostraca; Decapoda; Palaemonidae. Gene Ontology annotation, cellular component: membrane. Gene Ontology annotation, molecular function: N-acetylgalactosaminide beta-1,3-galactosyltransferase activity. Bases 667 to 1827 code for a protein of 386 amino acids. The record is from RefSeq and is a predicted model, not a curated record. The transcript has 10 exons.
ACUAACGCCUUACGCGAGGUAGCAGUCACAAAAAUUGACGUCAAACGAAUAGUUGAUGUUUACGUUGCUGCGGUGGGAGGGGAAAAGUUCGCCGCACUAGAAACGGAGUGGAAGGGGAGUGUGAAAGAGCCAAGAGGAUAAGCAGUCGCACAGGUGGCAGUAGCAGCGGUAAAGGCCUCCGCCACGGCAGAAACAGAACGUACCUCGCAAACAUUUGCAGGCGAGCGUGUGAAUCAGACGAAGUCUGUGGUAUGCGCCAGCCAGCUGUAGAAUUAGACUAGAUGAACAGCAACACGUCGAUAAGUUAGUGAUCAUUUUAUUUACCGAAAACAAGACAUUUGUAAGGAAACUUUUUACAGAAUAUGCAUGGACUAUCAAUAAUUUUAUUACAUCCCAUCAAUAAAAACAAAACAAAAAAUCCGUUACAACACCAGCAUUCCCUCCCAGAACAAAAUCGUUUUGUUAACUAGUAAUACCGUUAUCUUGGGUAAAAAGAUAAGCUAGAGCACCGUUACCUUGAAUAAAAAGAUAAGCUAGAGCAGUCAUUGUCAUCAAGUUCACACCCUCGAGUUCAGUAUUUCUACAAUAGUGCAUCCAACAACUGCAGGAGGCCGAAAUUACAACUACUAACCAGAGAAGAACAAGGAAAAUUCGGGGAGAAAAGGCAUGCAAGGUUUAUCAGCAAGAACGCUUUUACUCGUAUUAGCAUGCAGCGUUUUGAGCAGCAUGCUAACGUUCCUAGCAGUGACACCGACAACGACCAGAAUUCUUUCCCCCGUGGCCAAAAUUCAUGAAAGAUUCCAAGACCUCCACGGACACAGUCAUGAGGAAGAGAGAGAGAUUCCUGAUAAUGUUCUAGCACAACACGACCCAUCGGAACUGCAUCAUAAAGGAGAAGCUAUAGAGGCAGAGAGAAUAGCCCAAGAGGUCAAAGUUCUUUGCUGGAUCUUGACGAGUCCUUCAACCCACGAUAAAAAAGCCAAACACGUCAAAGCCACUUGGGGAAAACGCUGCAACAAGCUAAUCUUCAUGAGUUCGUCAAAUGAUUCGGUACUGGGCGCCAUCGACAUAGGAGCAGGCGAUGGUCGUGACGUUCUCUGGGGAAAGACCAAAAAGGCUUACAAAUAUGUGUAUGACCAUCAUCUCAACGAGUACGACUGGUUCUUCAAGGGAGAUGACGACACAUAUGUCCUCAUGGAGAACAUGCGAUACAUGCUAGCCGCUUAUGACCCGACCUUCCCAAUUUAUUUUGGAUCACGAUUCAAAAAAUUUAGUAAACAGGGAUACAUGAGCGGAGGAGGGGGCUAUGUGCUUAGCAGAGCGGCAGUGAAAAAGUUCAUAGAGGAUGCUCUACCUAACAAACUGAAAUGUAAAGAGGAUGACACCGGUGCAGAAGAUGCAGAAAUGGGAAAAUGUCUCGACAACAUUGGUGUCCUUGCGGGAGACUCGAGAGAUAGUUUAGGACGUGGAAGGUUUUUCCCUUUUACUCCAGCCACCCACCUCAUGGGCGGGGUGCCUGACUGGUAUUUGGAUUACGUUUACUACAAACCUGAUACGGGUCUCGACUGCUGCUCCGACACUCCAGUCACGUUCCAUUACGUUAGUACAGAUCUAAUGUACACCUUAGAGUACCUCUUAUAUCAUGCAAGACCCUACGGUAUUGUCCAUCAUGAUCCAUAUCCGGCGCCUUUACCACCAGAUACAAAAAGUAUACCAGAACCGAUUCUGGAAAAGCAACGACAGAAACUUGAAGCUCUGAAGAGUAAAGAACAGCAACAAAAUGACAUCUUGACGCAGAAAGUAGGGGAAAAUGUUAUAUCUGUAUAAUAAAAUUUAUAUGUGAAUUGCAUGUGUAAUAUGUAACGCUAAACACAAUUACUUGUUUUAAUAAUAGACAUUAAUCUUAGCAUCAGUAGCAAUAGUAGUAUUGUAAGCACUGCGGCACAUUUCCUCCUAUAUGAUCCAUAAAUUGCACAAUAAAUCCUUAAUGAUUUACUCUUCCUAAGAACUGUAAAUAAACCUACACCUUCAUA